This is a messenger RNA of Andrographis paniculata, 1266 nucleotides long. Its product is annotated as gamma carbonic anhydrase 2, mitochondrial-like. Lineage: Eukaryota; Viridiplantae; Streptophyta; Magnoliopsida; Lamiales; Acanthaceae. The coding region runs from base 185 to 1003 and encodes 272 amino acids. The record is from RefSeq and is a predicted model, not a curated record. The transcript is spliced from 5 exons.
UGCCCCUGGUAGUGUCAACAGUUCAUUGCCCUGCCCUCAAUCGCUGCGCCCCCAAUCAGAGGUAGCUGCCGAGCUCCCGUAGUUCUUCGCCGAUCGAACUCGGAGGUCCCUCUCAGCCUUGCGAAUUAGGGUUUAAGAUCUUGCUGAUACGGUUGUAGUCGAGAAACGAGGUUGAUUCGGUGAAAUGGGCACCUUAGGGCGAGCUAUUUACUCCUUGGGGAACUGGAUUAGAGGAACGGGUCAAGCCAUGGAUCGACUGGGUGUCCUCCUCCAAGGAAGUUACUAUUGCCCGGAGCAAAUUUCUAGGCAUCGUACCUUGAUGAACCUCUUUGAUAAAGCUCCUGUAGUUGAUAAGGAUGCAUUUGUUGCCCCAAGUGCAUCUGUCAUUGGGGAUGUUCAGGUGGGACGAGGAUCAUCAAUCUGGUAUGGGUCUGUCCUGCGAGGUGAUGUGAAUAGCAUUAGUGUUGGCUCUGGAACUAAUAUACAAGAUAAUUCCCUGGUGCAUGUGGCAAAACAUAAUCUCGGUGGGAGAGAAUUGCCAACUAUUAUUGGAAACAAUGUCACCAUCGGCCACAGUGCAGUACUACAUGGCUGCACGAUUGAGGAUGAGGCUUUUGUCGGAAUGGGAGCUACCCUUCUUGAUGGCGUGGUUGUGGAGAAACACGCCAUGGUUGCUGCGGGUUCCCUUGUGAGACAGAAUACUCGAGUCCCUUAUGGGGAGGUGUGGGCAGGUAACCCGGCCAAGUUCUUGAGGAGGCUCACCGAUGAAGAGAUCGCCUUCAUCGCCCAAUCAGCCACCACGUACGUCAACCUUGCCAAGGUGCAUGCAGCUGAAAACGCCAAGUCCUUCGACGAGAUUGAGCUGGAAAAGAUGCUCCGCAAGAAGUUCACUAACCGCGAUGAGGAGUACGAGUCCAUGAUUGGCAUAGUUCGAGAGACUCCACCGGAACUUGUUCUUCCUGAUAAUAUUCUCCCCGAGAAAGCCCAGAAGGCUGUUCAAUGAGAUCUUUCUUUCACAAGCAGUUUUUUGCAUGCCCAUCUUUAUUUGGAUCUUCCCCAAUUUUCAUGCCUAGGACCUAUCAUCUGCUCCAAGCAGAGACUGUAAUAAACUGUUCUUCAUUUCUCCAGACAAAUAAGGUUUGAGAUUAUAAGGAUCAAUCCAGCAACUAUGCUUUCCUUGUAUUUGAAUAUACCCCUUUACAGUAACUCUGAUUUACAAUCCCAUAAUGGAUUUAUUCAUAAUCUAAGUUCUAUGUUUUCUUGUCA